GGUAUCGCCAUCAGAGAAUCUGCAAAGGUAGUUGAUCAAGCCCAAAGGAGGGUGUUGAGAGGAGUUGAUGACCUUGACUUUUUCAUAGGGGAUGAAGCCGUGGACAAACCUACCUACGCUACCAAGUGGCCUAUACGACAUGGCAUCAUUGAAGACUGGGAUCUUAUGGAAAGGUUCAUGGAACAAGUGGUCUUUAAGUAUCUUCGUGCUGAACCCGAGGACCAUUAUUUUUUAAUGACAGAACCUCCACUGAACACACCAGAAAACAGAGAGUACCUUGCAGAAAUCAUGUUUGAAUCAUUUAAUGUACCAGGACUCUACAUUGCAGUACAGGCAGUGCUGGCUCUGGCAGCCUCAUGGACAUCCCGGCAAGUUGGUGAGCGUACACUGACGGGGAUAGUCAUAGAUAGUGGAGAUGGUGUCACCCACGUUAUCCCAGUGGCAGAAGGUUAUGUAAUUGGAAGCUGCAUCAAACACAUCCCAAUUGCAGGUAGAGAUAUUACGUAUUUCAUUCAACAGCUGCUAAGGGAGAGGGAGGUGGGAAUCCCUCCUGAGCAGUCACUGGAGACCGCAAAAGCCAUUAAGGAGAAGCACUGUUACAUUUGCCCUGAUAUUGUCAAAGAAUUUGCUAAAUAUGACAUGGAUUCCCGGAAGUGGAUCAAACAGUACACGGGAAUCAAUGCGAUCAACCAGAAAAAGUUCAUUAUAGAUGUUGGUUAUGAAAGGUUCCUGGGACCUGAAAUAUUCUUUCACCCUGAGUUUGCCAACCCAGAUUUCAUGGAGUCCAUCUCGGAUGUUGUUGAUGAGGUUAUACAGAACUGUCCCAUCGAUGUGCGCCGGCCGCUGUAUAAGAAUGUCGUUCUUUCUGGAGGCUCCACCAUGUUUAGAGACUUUGGACGUCGUCUACAGAGAGACUUGAAAAGAGUGGUGGACGCCAGGUUGAAGCUGAGUGAAGAGCUCAGUGGGGGCAGGAUAAAGCCUAAGCCUGUGGAGGUGCAGGUGAUAACACACCAUAUGCAGCGCUAUGCCGUGUGGUUUGGAGGCUCCAUGCUGGCCUCAACUCCGGAGUUCUUCCAGGUCUGUCACACCAAGAAGGACUAUGAGGAGUACGGCCCCAGCAUCUGCCGCCACAACCCCGUCUUUGGAGUCAUGUCCUAG
Molecule: messenger RNA, 1158 nt
Organism: Arvicola amphibius (Eurasian water vole)
Lineage: Eukaryota; Metazoa; Chordata; Mammalia; Rodentia; Cricetidae
Gene: Actr3b
Product: actin related protein 3B
Exons: 10
Coding region: 166-1158 (330 amino acids)
Cellular component (GO): actin cortical patch
Molecular function (GO): actin filament binding
Source: RefSeq, a predicted model, not a curated record